UCGCGCUGACUCGAAAGGGCCGCGCCGCGCUUCCUGCGCUCGGGCGGCCACACGCGGCCCGCCACCAUGGCGGCCGUGCGCGUGGAGGAGGUGCUGGCGGCGGCGGCCCAAGAGCAGCAGCAGCCGCGGAGCCUGCAGGUGGAGAAGGAGCUGGAGCUGGAGUUCGACCUGGGCAACCUGCUGGCGCUGGACCCCAACCCACCGCCGGCCGCGGCGCUGCGCGGGGCCGGGCCGCGGCGGGAGUCGCAGCUGCGGGCGCUGGCCCGGGACAACGCGCAGCUGCUGGCGGCGCGGCUGUGGGAGCUGCCGGCCGAGCGGGCGGACGGGGCGGCGGGGCCGCUGGUGGCGCGGCUGCCCGAGCCCGCCUUCCGCCUGCCGCGGGAGAAGCCGCCGCCGCGCCCGAAGCCCCCCACGCGCUGGGAGCAGUUCGCCCGGCUGAAGGGCAUCCGGCGCCGCAAGCGGACCUCGCUGGUGUGGGACGAGCAGGCCAAGGAGUGGCGGAGGCGCUGGGGGUACCGGCGGGCGGGCGGCGACCCCGGCCGCGCCUGGCUGGCGGAGGUGCCGGCGGGCGCCGACCCGGAGGAGGACCAGCUCGCCAAGCUGCGGCGCGCUAAGCGCGAGCGGGUGGCCCGUAACGAGCUCAACCGGCUGCGGAACCUGGCCCGGGCGCACCGCUCCGCCGCUGCCGCUCCGCUGCACCCCACGGGCCACCAGAGCCGCCAGGAGCUGGGCCUGGCCGCGCGCGUGGCCCGCGUCUCCACCGCCUCGCUCGGCCGCUUCCAGCCGCGGCUGCCCAAGGAGCCGGCCGAGCCGCCCUCCCGCGACGGCGGCAAGAAACGGCGCUUCGGGCCGCUGCUGGGUGACUUGGCUGCCGAGCGCGGGCGGCAGCUGGAGCUGCUGCGGGGCAUGAGCGCCAAGAAGCCGGCUCUGGACAUCACCCGCGCCGUCAAUAAGCAGCUUCGCGAGGAGGACGCCGAGGCGGCCGCCGCCAAGGGCAAGAAGCGGGCGCAGCGUGGCAAGCGGGGCCGCCGGCAGCAGCAGCGGCCCGGGAAGAGGAGCGGCGGAGGCAAGAAGGGCGGCGCGGCCCGCAGGCAGCAGCGACCUGCCGGAGGUGGUGGGAGGAGGAAGAAGGCUUGAGGGACUGCCGGCCUGCGGGCCACCAAGGGAUCGGCGCUGCAGGCACUGAGCGACUGCGUGCGAGGGGUGCGAAGGGACAGCUCUGCCGCUGUGCGGCACACACCUCUGUCAAUAAACACCCUUUGGUCUUUGUAAAA
Molecule: messenger RNA, 1274 nt
Organism: Tympanuchus pallidicinctus (lesser prairie-chicken)
Lineage: Eukaryota; Metazoa; Chordata; Aves; Galliformes; Phasianidae
Gene: RRS1
Product: ribosome biogenesis regulator 1 homolog
Exons: 1
Coding region: 67-1137 (356 amino acids)
Biological process (GO): ribosomal large subunit biogenesis; ribosomal large subunit export from nucleus; endonucleolytic cleavage in ITS1 to separate SSU-rRNA from 5.8S rRNA and LSU-rRNA from tricistronic rRNA transcript (SSU-rRNA, 5.8S rRNA, LSU-rRNA)
Cellular component (GO): nucleolus; preribosome, large subunit precursor; nucleus
Molecular function (GO): protein binding
Source: RefSeq, a predicted model, not a curated record